CAUCACAAAGCUCUGCCUGAUCGAGAUGAACCAGGAGGAACUGGCCGACACACUGUGGGGUGGAGCUGUUGCUGUUGGGUGCCAACAUAAAAUCAAGUCUCAUCUGAGGGAGAAGUUCAGGAAUGAGUUUGAGGGAAUUGCUAAAGCAGGACAGCCAACAGGUCUGAAUGACUUCUACACCGAGCUCCUCAUCACAGCGAGAGGCAGUGGAGAGGUCAACCAGGAACAUGAGAUCAGACUUAUUGAAACAGCCUCCAGGAAACCAGCCAGGGAGGAAACACAGAUCAAAUGCGAAGACAUCUUUAAACCCUUAGCUGGACAAGAUCAACCAAUCAGAACAAUAAUGACAACGGGAGUGGCCGGCAUUGGUAAAACCGUAUUAACCCACAAGUUCACUCUGGACUGGGCGGAAGGCAAAGCCAACCACGACAUACACUUCACAUUUCUCUUGACUUUCAGAGAGCUGAAUUUACUGAAAGGGAAAGAGUUUAGCUUGGUGGAACUUCUUCAUUACUUCUUCAUUGAAACCAAAAUAGCAGCAAUCUGCAGAUUUGAAUGGUUCCAAGUUGUCUUCAUCUUGGAUGGUCUAGAUGAGUGCCGACUGCCUCUGGACUUCCAGAACAACCAGAGCUGGACUGAUGUCACAAUGCCGACCUCGGUGGACGUGCUGCUGACAAACCUCAUCAGGGGCAACCUGCUUCCCUCCGCUCGCAUCUGGAUAACCACACGCCCUGGGGCAGCCAAUAAGAUCCCUGCUGAGUGUGUUGACAUGGUGACAGAGGUGAGGGGCUUCAAUGACUCACAGAAGGAGGAGUACUUUCAGAAGAAAUUCAGCGAUGAGACACUGGCCAGCACAAUCAUCUCCCAUGUCAAGAAAUCACGAAGCCUCCACAUCAUGUGUCACAUCCCAGUCUUCUGUUGGAUCUCUGCAACUGUUCUUGAAGACCUCUUCCAACCAUCCCAGAGAGUAAAAGAGAUGCCCAAGACUGUGACCCAGAUGUACAUCUACUUCCUGAGGGUUCAGUCCAUACAGGCGGACAUGAAGUACCAUGGGAGAGCUGAAAAAGAUCUAGACUGGAGUUCAGAGAGCAGGGAGAUCAUUGUUUCUCUUGGAAAACUGGCUUUUAACCAGCUGGAGAAAGGCAACCUAAUCUUCUACGAGACAGACCUGGCAGAGUGUGGCAUCGAUAUCAGAGCAGCCUCAGUGUACUCAGGAGUGUUCACCCAGAUCUUUAAAGAGGAGUGUUGGCUGUACCAGGACAAGGUGUUCUGCUUUGUCCAUCUGAGCAUCCAGGAGUUUCUAGCUGCACUUUAUGUCCUUCAGUCCUUCAUCAACACUGGUGUCAAUCUAUUCUCAGAAGAACCAGCUACCCCCGGAAAAGAUGAACUCUUCCUCUACCAGAGUGCUGUGGACAAGGCCUUACAGUGUGAGAACGGACACCUGGACUUGUUCCUCCGCUUCCUCCUGGGCCUCUCUCUGGAGACCAAUCAGAAACUCCUACGAGGUCUGCUGGGAAAGACAGGAAGUAGAUCAAUGACAACUCAGUUUAAACAAGGUCUGCUUUGGCUGACAGGAAGACAGCCCAAUCAGAGAACAGUCUGUUACAUCAAGGAGAAAAUAAAUGGAGAUAUCCCUCCAGAGAGAAGCAUCAAUCUGCUCCACUGUCUGAAUGAGUUGAACGACCCUUCUCUAGUGGAGGAGAUCCAACAGUCCCUUACAUCAGGAAGACUAUUCAUGGAAUCUCUCUCCCCUGCUCAGUGGUCUGCCCUGGUCUUCAUCUUACUGUCGUCAGAUGAGGAGCUGGAUGUGUUUGACCUGAAGAAAUACUCUGCUUCAGAGGAAGGUCUUCUGAGGCUGGUGCCAGUGGUCAAAGCCUCCAAAAUAUCUCUGCUGAAUGACUGUCUUCUGUCAGAGAGAUGCUGUGAAGCUCUGGCCUCCGUUCUCAGCUCCAGCGCCUCUAGUCUGAGAGAGCUGGACCUGAGUACCAAUGAUCUGCAGGAUUCAGGAGUGAAAUUGCUCUCUUCUGGACUGGGGAGUCCACACUGUACACUGGAAACUCUCAGGCUGAAUGGCUGUCAGCUGUCAGAGAGAUGCUGUGAAGCUCUGGCCUCAGUUCUCAGCUCCAACUCCUCUAGUCUGAGGGAGCUGGACCUUAGUAUCAAUGAUCUGCAGGAUUCAGGAGUGAAGCUGCUCUCUGCUGGACUGGGGAGUCCACACUGUACAUUGGAAACUCUCAGGCUGUAUGGCUGUCGUCUGUCAGAGAGAUGCUGUGAAGCUCUGGCCUCAGUUCUCAUCUCCAACUCCUCUAGUCUGAGAGAGCUGGAUCUGAGUACCAAUGAUCUGCAGGAUUCAGGAGUGAGGCUGCUCUCUGCUGGACUGGGGAGUCCACUAUGUGCACUGGAAACUCUCAGGCUGAAAGGCUGUCAUCUGUCAGAGAGAUGCUGUGAAGCUCUGGCCUCAGUUCUCAGCUCCAACUUCUCUAGUCUGAGAGAACUGGACCUGAGUACCAAUAAUCUGCAGGAUUCAGGAGUGAAGCUGCUCUCUGCUGGACUGGGGAGUCCCCACUGUACACUGGAAACUCUCAGCUUGUCUGGCUGCCUGGUCACUCAGGAAGGCUGUGCCUCUCUGACCUCAGCUCUGAGCUCCAACCCCUCCCAUCUGAGAGCGCUGGACCUGAGCUACAAUCACCCAGGAGACUCAGGAGCUACGCUGCUCUCUGCUGGACUGGAGGAUCCACGUUGGAGGCUUGAAACUCUCAGUGUGGACCACGGUGGAGUGGUGAGGCUGAAACCAGCUCCACAGAGGUAUGCCUGUGAACUCACACUGGACCCAAACACAGCCCACAGACAACUCUCUCUGUCUGAGGACAACAGAAAGGUGACAGUGGUUGGAGAGGACCAGUCGUAUCCUGAUCACCCAGAGAGGUCGGACUUCCAAUACCAGGUGUUGUGUAGAGAGGCUCUGACUGGCCACUGUUACUGGGAGGCAGAGUGGGAAGGAGAUGUUCGUAUCGGAGUGACAUCCAGACGAAGCACAAGGAGAGGAGAGGGUGUUAAAUCUUUAGAUGAAGAUGGUUACUUUGCCUACUUCAGUCAUAGGACAGACGCUGGCUCUAACAGAUACGGGUAA
Gadus chalcogrammus (walleye pollock) is the source of this 3130-nucleotide messenger RNA. RefSeq names its product NACHT, LRR and PYD domains-containing protein 12-like. NCBI's taxonomy places the organism in Eukaryota, Metazoa, Chordata, Actinopteri, Gadiformes, Gadidae. The record is from RefSeq and is a predicted model, not a curated record. Gene Ontology annotation, molecular function: protein binding. Bases 26 to 3130 code for a protein of 1034 amino acids. The transcript has 10 exons.